Hyposmocoma kahamanoa is the source of this 601-nucleotide messenger RNA. RefSeq lists its product as uncharacterized. The record is from RefSeq and is a predicted model, not a curated record. The transcript has 3 exons. Lineage: Eukaryota; Metazoa; Arthropoda; Insecta; Lepidoptera; Cosmopterigidae. The coding region runs from base 1 to 303 and encodes 100 amino acids.
AUGGUUGCUUCUCAAUUGAGAGGUCAAAGGUUCGAGUCCCAGUGCUGGUAUGCACACACCUAUGACUUUAAUCUUCGAAUUGCGUACAUAUGGAAUAUACCUUGGCUGGGCAUCGGGAUUUGGUGCAAUGGGUGUCCGCCAAAAGGCUGCGAUGACGACGAAGCAGUCAUACACGGUUAUUGUUGUGGAUGCGCUCAUGCCUUAGAUAAACUGCCUGUGAUGUGUCCUGAAUUUCUGCAGUGUCCCCUUAAUUUGCACGGGCUUUGUCAUGACUACGAAUACAUGAUGAGGUGCUGCUGUUGAUUUGGUUUUUUAUCUUUAAUUCAGUGUUCGAAACUUAUUUCAAAUAUCAUGCAAGAUUUGAAAUGAAAAUAAUUUCAUUCUAGGCUAUAAUUUAUUAUGACAUUGUGUACAUUCUACAAAAUAAAACAUCUUUAUUUAUAGCAUACUGUUUUAAUUUCUAAGAAACCCUCAAUACAGAAAUACAGUGGGUUAGCGGAUUGAUUUAAGUAAACUUAACUCUUGACAUAAUAGUACAAAAAUAACCACAGACGUGAGUAAGAUGUAGAUCGACCGAUAGUAAAAUAAUUUAUACACGGCG